AUGUCGUGCCCGAUCAUUGGAACAACGAAUGACACGCUUCCUCCAAAUCACCCCUCCAUAGACCUCAGCAAGGACGGCCAAACGUGCCCCGUCGUAGGCGCAACAACCGACCACCACCACAACCUGCACUCACACCCCCCGGUCCCCACCAACGAGACGACCGCAACCGCGUGUCCCGCCCUCAAGAACAAUAUCGUAAAGCAGCCACGCGCUCAAGAAAUGGACGACGCUAUCUGCCCCAUAGUUGGUGUAGCUACUACCGUCUUACCCCCAGAUCACCCGGAUAUGCUCAAAGCGAACGAGGGCGACGUCUGCCCUGUUACCAAGGCGACGGUCGGACACCACAAGGAUAAGGUUGCUACGCAUCCGAGUGUAGAGGCUGCUAGGGAUGGUGCCGUGUGUCCUGUCACGGGACAGAGACAGCAGCUUGCGUAG
This is a messenger RNA of Bipolaris victoriae FI3, 435 nucleotides long. RefSeq lists its product as hypothetical. The record is from RefSeq and is a predicted model, not a curated record. The transcript has 3 exons. The coding region runs from base 1 to 435 and encodes 144 amino acids. NCBI's taxonomy places the organism in Eukaryota, Fungi, Ascomycota, Dothideomycetes, Pleosporales, Pleosporaceae.